Molecule: messenger RNA, 2487 nt
Organism: Eimeria maxima
Lineage: Eukaryota; Apicomplexa; Conoidasida; Eucoccidiorida; Eimeriidae
Exons: 4
Coding region: 1-2487 (828 amino acids)
Molecular function (GO): zinc ion binding
Source: RefSeq, a predicted model, not a curated record
AUGAAGUCUGUGGGCGGUGCUGCGAGCCCUUCGGGGCCCCCGGGGCCCCCCUCCCCGUUUCCGCCGCAGGGGCCAGUCGUCCACCCUGAAGGGGUCCCCUCAUCAGAGGAGGCCUACGGGGACUCUCCUACUCAGACUAUCUGUCCUCACUGCAGCAAGGCCAUCACGACAACGAUCCGGUUCAAACGAUCUUGCUUGGGGGUCUCCUCGUGUCUCGCUGCCUUUCUCUUCCUCGGAUGGGUUGGCCUGUGUAUAGGGCCCUUUUUGUGGAUCGCGCUGAGGGACGCCGUGCAUGAGUGCCCGCAGUGGGAGAUGACGUCGCAGUCUUGGUUGGAUUUUGUCUCAAAAUGCGGUCAGCGAUCUCAAUUGGGUAAUCCGUUGCACGCAGGUGCAAACUUUGCAGACGAAUUUGCAUUUAAGACGGUGAGGUGGGUAGGGCUAGUUAAGCAGGUGCGUGAGGGCUUGUUUUCCUCUUCUCCUUCUUUCUUGUUGCUGGCGAUGAACCCCACUCUGUCCGUGGCCGCAACUCGAAGGGGCGGACCCCCCGUCACCGAGGAGGCAGGUGACCCUGCGGGAGGGCGAGAGGCCCCCGAAGGCCUCUUGGCAGAACUAAAACUUCUGCAGCAGGAAGAAGAAGGCAUGAAGGGAGACGGCGCAGAUUUAGCUUUGGCCUUCGACUCUCACCUUGCAUCGGACGUCUCCAAACUCGAUCCAGGAGACAAAAUUGCCUUUGAAGCUACUCUUCAUGAACUUGGCAGAAGGGGCAAGCCGACUUUGGGUCGUUUAUGGAGCGUCGAGCUGUUGGAGCCAUGGGCUUCCCGUGAGAUGCGUUUGAAGAAAGCAGCAGCAGCAGCAGCUGCUGCUGCUGCAGCAGCGGAGACACUUUCGGAGUCGCUCUUUCCCGACAUGCUGCUGGGGGGCAUGGGGGGUGGCAUGCUAAUGGGGCUUGGGGGGGCGUUUGGAGGGCUGCGGCUGCCAUCUUCCAUGUUAGGACGAGGAGUUGUGGUUAUUCGCUCGUCAACUGUGGGGAGCGAUGGAGAGGUGCUGGAGGAGGAAGUCUGGCAGGCGGGAGGAGACGACCCUGCCACCCCGACGCUGUUGUUGCAGCAGCAACAGCAGCAAGGAAACAUCCAAGUUGCUGCUGGAAGCUUAGCGAACGCUUCAGGGGACGCCGGAGUUGUGUCCAUGCUUAACGAACUGAUCGAGCAUUUGCAGCACCACCAGCACCGGCACCAGCCACAGCAACAGGAACGGAACAACUUGGACGUGUUCUCGCUGGGUUUGUCAGAAGAAGAAGAAGCCUCUAAUGACAAUAAUAAUGAUGCUGAUGAUAAUGAUGAAGACGAUGGCGAAGAAGAUGACGACGAAGACGAAGAAGAAGAUGGUGGCGGCGGCGACGAGGGAGGACCUGGAGGGCGCACCCCAACAAUGGAGACAGAAGAAGAGAUCGCACCAGCUGCAGCAGCAACAGCAGCAGCAGCAACACCAACAGGAACAGCAGCAGCAACGGCGGCAGGAGACAAAGGAAAAGCCAGCAGCAAUCUAGAUACCACAACGACACAAACACGGGAGGCCGAAGAACUCUUCUACGCCCUCCCACCGCGGCAGGUAGACGCGGAAGCACCGCCAGUGGUGCCCGGGACGCCUUCGGAAACUAAGGAAAACACCGAAGAAAAGCAGCAACAGCAUCGUCAGGAACAACAGCAACAGCACGAGAAGAAGACUAAUCAAGCACAACAAAGGGAACAGCAGCAAAAACAGACGAAACAGCAAACAGGCGACACCCUGCAAAGCACUCCCCCCCCUUCAGGAAAACCCAAGCAAUUCACCAAGCAGCAGCAGCAGCAAAAACAGCAACAACACAGGCAAAAGCAGAAGCAACAGCAGCAGAAGCAGCAUAAAACACUGCCUUCGCUAGAGAACCAGAAGGAGGGGCAGACCGAGAAACGCCAGCAAGGCUAUCCUCCUCCACAGACACAGCAGCAGCAGGGACAAGCACCAGUGUAUCCGCAGCAGCAGCAGAAGCAAGUGCCUGCUUACCAACCGCAGGAGCAGCAUAAUCAUCAUCGUCAGCAGCAGCAGGUGCCUACUUACCAACCGCUGGAGCAGCUACAGCAGCAGCAGCAGCAGUCGCUUCCUAACCAACCGCAGCAGCAUCAAGUGCCUCCUUACCGCCCGCAGCAGCAACAAGUUCCUCCCUACCAACCGCAUCAGCAGCAGGUGCCUCCCUACCAACCACAGCAGCAGCAAGUGCCUCCUUCCCAGCAGCAGCAGCGUCAGGAAGCGCCCCCCUACCAUUCGCAGCAGCAGCAGCAACAAGCUCCUCCACACCAACCACAACAGCAGCGGCAAGUGCCUCCUUACCAUACGGAACAGCAGCAGCAGGUGCCUCCAUCACCGUCUGCAACUCCGCUAUACUACCAGUCGCCUUCGCAGCAGCAACAACAGCAGGCGCAACAGUUCGCAGCGCAGGAGGCUCAGCCGUAG